GUGACAUCAGCAGUGACGUCGGCAGGGCCGAGCACAGCCGUUACCGGUGGAAAGAAGAUGGUGCUCAUCAAGGAAUACCGUGUGGUCUUGCCAUGCUCAGUGGAAGAGUAUCAAGUUGGGCAACUCUUCUCAGUGGCCGAGGCCAGUAAAAACGAGACAGGUGGCGGAGAGGGUAUUGAAGUGCUGAAGAAUGAACCCUAUGAGAAAGAGGGCGAGAAAGGACAAUACACACACAAAAUCUACCACUUAAAGAGUAAAGUGCCAGGCUUUGUGAAGAUGAUCGCACCAGAGGGGGCUUUAGUUUUCCAUGAAAAAGCCUGGAAUGCUUAUCCGUACUGCCGCACGAUUGUGACUGUAAGUACAUCUUAAACUAGCUGUCCUGUGUAAUCAAUAUAACCAGUGCAUGAUCGUUUACUAUGAAGUGCCUGCGAUUUGCCUUUAAUGGAAAAGUUGCUGUUGUCUUGUUUUUGUGUGUAAUCAGACAUUUGUUUGAUGCCAGAUGUGGAGCAAGAUACAGUGGCCCCAAAACUAUUUGGACACUUACAAAUGUCUGAAUGUCAUUGCAUUAGAUAACAAAAUAUAGUGUUUGCGCUCAAAUGCUGCUGGAAUAUCUCAGAACUAACUGCACUUUUCUGAGCCAUUGUUGCUCUGACUUUUAAUCAGCUGAUGUCGCAGUGAUUUUUAGUGGAUGUAUGAAGUCAGUUCCCCUCAAGUUUUCACAGGUCUCCUAGCAGAGUAACCACAGAACUGGGAGUACACCGGGUUUACUGACUGUCUUCUAGGAAUGAGUCCACUUCAAGCUUAAACCCAGUUUAAAACAUGUGGUUUGGACGGCUCUCAAGUUUUUGGACUUCAAAAUACUCUUUGCAACAUGCACCGCUAAUAGAUGUGAUAUUUAUGCAUUACAUGUGCUACAGAUUUGACAAAAACCCUAAAAAAAAACAAAACAUGAUUUUUCUGUUUGUGUGAAUGUUUUUUUUUUUUAUAAACAUCUGUUUCUUUUUCUCAGAAUGAAUACAUGAAAGAUGACUUCAUGAUUAAAAUCGAAACAUGGCACAAACCCGACAUGGGAUCUUUAGAAAAUGUACAUGAAUUGGACCCCACCACAUGGAAGACAGUAGAGGUUGUGCAUAUUGAUAUAGCGGAUCGCUCCCAAGUUGAACCCGGAGACUAUAAGCAGCAUGAAGACCCAGAAAUCUUUCAUUCAGAGAAAACGGGCAGAGGGCCUUUAGGACCGGACUGGAAGAAAGAACUCUUGGCCAAGCCAGAAGCCCCUCGUAUGUGUGCGUACAAACUAGUCACUAUCAAGUUCAAGUGGUGGGGCCUUCAAACCAAAGUAGAAAACUUCAUACACAAGCAAGAGAAGAGAAUCUUCACAAAUUUCCACCGUCAGCUUUUCUGUUGGAUUGACAACUGGGUGGAGCUGACCAUGGAGGAUAUCCGCCGAAUGGAGGAGACGACGCAGAGAGAGCUGGAGGAGAUGCGUCAGAAGGGGUCUGUACGAGGCACAACGGCAGCUGAGGAGUAGCUGAAUUCUUUUUAGUAACGUAACGCAGGUGGACUGACUCUCUUCGUAAAACUGGUCAGGUUCGAGGCACCAGUGCUGCUCACGAACAAUGAGGCAAAACUAAAGAAUCCUACCACAAACGACGCUUGACGAGUGACAUAACUGCAUUCAACCAACCGGCCAGUGGUGGCGCUGUUCUCCACCAGACUGAAGAAUGACACAAUGAUCAGUAGUACUGUAUUCACCUUCUGUACGACACUCACCUUCCAACAGGCAGAAAACAAUUUUACACUGGACAAACUUUUGCCUGUUUUCCAAACCGACGAGAAUGUUGGGCAGGUUUAUCCAGUGACAUUUACCAUUUUACUAGGAGUUUUAGAAAUAUCAGAGUAUUGCUUAAUGGUUGUGUUAUUCUAUUGCAGAAAAGAAAAAAUAAUGGAAUUACUUAAUUUUGACAGGAAUUGGACCAAUUAAUUGUUUUGUUUGGUUAUUUGUUUAUAAUGGUUUGAAUCUUUUUUUCCCCCCUUUCUGUGUUUAGUCUUAAUAUAUAGCACUUCUUUUGGUUUAUUUAAAUUUUAAAUCAUUUUUUAAAGGGUUUGUUUUCCAAUUGUCAUUCGUUGUAUCAGCAUAAUCCUGCCUUUCAUCUUCAUGUUUUUAUAAGAAAUGUGUAAUGCUGUUGCACACUUGGAGAAUUUCCCAGCUACAAAAGCAAGCAUGCACAUUUGCGCAUGCAAAAACACGUUCACAGGCCACCGAAGCUUCACAUGAACUCAGGCAUGUUAGCUGCUGUUUUUAAGAGUGUGUUUUCAAAGACCCUCAAAGAUGAAACCUCUCAGGACUUUUCAAAUGAACAUUGUUUACCCUCCAGAAUCCAGACCUGUGCAAACGCUGCUGCUUUUCUAGAGUCACUAUAGGAUAGGAAGUGCUUUUAUAUUGCUAAACUGCCUGUAACGCUGUGCUGAAUGUGUGCGUAGAUGCCUCAACAGAUGAUGUAGUCUUUGGUUAAAGAGAAGAACUUUAAAAAGGCAUUAAAAAUAUACAUAAAUAUA
Molecule: messenger RNA, 2556 nt
Organism: Myxocyprinus asiaticus (Chinese sucker)
Lineage: Eukaryota; Metazoa; Chordata; Actinopteri; Cypriniformes; Catostomidae
Product: phosphatidylinositol transfer protein beta isoform-like
Exons: 12
Coding region: 1019-1528 (169 amino acids)
Biological process (GO): phospholipid transport
Cellular component (GO): cytoplasm
Molecular function (GO): phosphatidylcholine intramembrane carrier activity; phosphatidylinositol transfer activity; phosphatidylinositol binding
Source: RefSeq, a predicted model, not a curated record